This is a messenger RNA of Crotalus tigris (Tiger rattlesnake), 2196 nucleotides long. Its product is annotated as electrogenic sodium bicarbonate cotransporter 1-like. NCBI's taxonomy places the organism in Eukaryota, Metazoa, Chordata, Lepidosauria, Squamata, Viperidae. Gene Ontology annotation, biological process: monoatomic anion transport; transmembrane transport; regulation of intracellular pH. The transcript has 11 exons. Gene Ontology annotation, cellular component: plasma membrane; basolateral plasma membrane. The record is from RefSeq and is a predicted model, not a curated record. Bases 365 to 1996 code for a protein of 543 amino acids. Gene Ontology annotation, molecular function: monoatomic anion transmembrane transporter activity; sodium:bicarbonate symporter activity; solute:inorganic anion antiporter activity.
CACUUCCGGUGGGCCAUUCUAGGCCUGGGAGGCCCUCUCUAUGCCUCCGAGACAUAGAAUGGACUUCCGGAAGUGGCAUCCAUGCACUUCCGGUGGACCAUUCUAGGCCUGGGAGGCCCUCUCCAUGCCUCCGCGGCCUAGAACAGACUUCCAGAAGCGGCAUCCACACAAAGAACCGGUUGUUCACAUAUUUGAAUCCCACCACUGAGGGUAACCACACCAUCUACAAAUUUCUUUCUGAUUUGAUGCGAAAGAAAUUCUACAGGAGUCCUUUAGUCCUUUAAAACUUCUGCUUCUCGGCCUUUUGGCUAAGAUCGAGUGUAGUAAAACUUCUUCUUUUUCUCCUCAGCUGAAGAACAAAUUCAUGAAGAAGUUACCACGAGAUGCUGAGGCCUCCAAUGUUUUGGUUGGAGAAGUUGACUUCUUGGAAAACCCUUUUAUUGCCUUCGUGCGGUUACAGCAAGCAGUCAUGCUUGGUGCUCUGACCGAAGUCCCCGUACCAACUCGGUUCCUGUUCAUUUUGCUGGGUCCAAAAGGCAAAGCAAAAUCCUACCACGAAAUCGGCCGAGCCAUUGCCACGUUGAUGUCGGAUGAGGUAUUUCAUGACAUAGCCUACAAAGCCAAAGACAGGCAGGACCUGAUCGCUGGGAUUGAUGAAUUUCUGGAUGAAGUAAUUGUGCUUCCUCCUGGAGAGUGGGAUCCCGCCAUAAGGAUAGAGCCCCCCAAAUCUCUUCCAUCUUCUGACAAAAGGAAAAUCUUGUACGCAGGCGGUGAGAAUAUCCAGAUGAAUGGAGACACCCCUCAUGAGGGAGAAAAUGGAGGAGGGGGACACGGGGACUGUGAAGAAUUGCAGCGAACUGGCAGAUUUUUUGGGGGUUUAAUCAAAGACAUCAAGAGGAAAGCUCCUUUCUUUGCCAGCGAUUUCUACGAUGCCUUCAACAUCCAAGCCCUGUCUGCCAUUCUCUUCAUCUACCUGGCAACGGUAACCAACGCCAUCACUUUCGGAGGCCUGCUGGGAGAUGCCACAGAAAACAUGCAGGGUGUGUUGGAAAGCUUUCUGGGCACAGCCGUUACAGGAGCCGUUUUCUGUUUAUUCGCUGGCCAGCCACUUACUAUUCUGAGCAGCACUGGGCCCGUGUUGGUCUUUGAGCGACUUUUAUUUAACUUUAGCAAAGACAACAACUUUGAUUAUCUCGAGUUCCGUCUCUGGAUUGGCUUGUGGUCAGCCUUCCUGUGUCUGAUCUUGGUUGCUACCGAUGCUAGCUUUUUAGUUCAGUACUUCACCCGGUUCACAGAAGAAGGCUUCUCCUCUCUGAUUAGCUUCAUCUUCAUCUACGAUGCCUUCAAGAAGAUGAUCAAACUAGCCGAUUAUUACCCCAUCAAUUCCCACUUCAAAGUGAACGAUAUUACGCUGUAUUCCUGUACCUGCGCACCACCAGAUCCAGUGAAUAGCUCGUUAAUCAAUGAGACAGUCACGUCAUCGCCAGCUUGGCUUAUGGAACCGCACAAUGGAACAAUCGAAUGGUCAUCCCUCACCAAGGAGCAAUGUAUGAAAUUUGGAGGAAUGCUGGUGGGGAACAAUUGCAAAUACGUCCCUGACAUCACCCUCAUGUCUUGCAUUCUCUUUUUGGGAACCUACACCUGCUCCAUGGCUUUGAAGAAAUUCAAGACCAGCCGUUAUUUCCCAACCAUUGCAAGGAAAUUGAUCAGUGAUUUUGCCAUCAUCAUUUCUAUUUUCAUUUUCUGUGGAAUCGAUGCUCUGGUUGGUGUAGACACCCCAAAACUCCUUGUGCCAAGUGAAUUCAAGCCAACAAACCCAAAUAGAGGCUGGUUUAUCGCACCGUUCGGAGGAAACCCGUGGUGGGUGUAUCUGGCCGCAGCUAUUCCUGCUCUCCUGGUGACCAUCCUCAUCUUCAUGGACCAGCAAAUCACAGCUGUUAUUGUCAACCGUAAAGAGCACAAACUAAAGGUGGGUGCCUCGUUAGGCAAGCUUUGAACGGGGAUGAACCAAAUUGUUUUAAAGAGUAAAUUGGGGUAGAUCUCGCUAGGAGAUUGGGGCAGUUAACUGUGCUGAGGACAAUGGUGAUAAGUUCCAAUGAGGUCUCCUUGGAAGCAGUUCAUUGCUUAAAAUAAUGCGUCGAGGGAUGCAUUAUUAAGUGGUCAUCCUUGGUUGUAUAAACAGAGGCAUGGAAUCAA